AUGCUCUUCUCACCCAUAUCUGUGUUUUUGGCUAUUGCAGUCUAUGGAGGGUUGGUCACCGCCAUGACCACCGAAGGAUUCUUAGCCCUUGAGUCUCGCAGUGCGCUGUCCAAAUUUGAAGGACCCGGCGGCGUGGAGGCGCGUGGCGCGGGUGACAUGAACGUCCAUCUCAGGGAACUCUUUGACGAGGAGGACCUUUACGAGCGAGAAUACUUCGACGAUGCGGCGCUUGAGUUUGUCACCCGGUACGGAGACGAUGCUCAGGAUCAAAAGCGACGAGAGCCGGAGCCGAUCUACCUGGACGAAGCGGAUGCUUAUGAGGCGAGGGAUUACUACGAUUGGCUCGAGGAGUUGGAUGCUCGAUACUACGACGAGCUAGAGGAAAGAUUCGACAUUGGCAUGUUUGAUGCUGAUGAUGUGAAUGCUCGGGAAUUGGAACAAUCUGAAAUUGAUGCCCGGGAACCCCGCCGCCAUUUCUUCUGCGGUACUGCCAUCUUAAAUCCUCGACCACUUAGUGACUCUUAG
Psilocybe cubensis is the source of this 525-nucleotide messenger RNA. RefSeq lists its product as uncharacterized. The transcript has 3 exons. Bases 1 to 525 code for a protein of 174 amino acids. The record is from RefSeq and is a predicted model, not a curated record. NCBI's taxonomy places the organism in Eukaryota, Fungi, Basidiomycota, Agaricomycetes, Agaricales, Agrocybaceae.